AUGCAAAGAAUGACAGCCUUCGCUCUCAUUGUUCUUGACGAGGAGGAGACAGAGGAAAGUUCGGCAAAUUCUGAGCUUUGCCGCUUCGAAGGGAUCUCCGUCGAGAGUGGCGACGACCGAGAAGAGCACCCGAGAGCAGAAAGGGAACGAGCUGAUCCUUCGGAUUUCCAAGUUUCCCCGUUUUCCUGUCGAGCCUCUUCUUCUUCUCGCGUUCCGUCAGCGUCUGCCCUUCAUUCUUCUGCGCCUCCUAGCGUCGACUCCGCCUCGCUCCUGACGAAGAAGCGAGUGCAGGAAGGCGGCGAAGACCGAGGAGAAACCGGCGAAGGCAGAACUGGAGGCGGAAGAGGAAGGGAGGAAGAGGCUCGCGAGGCUGGAGGCGGAAGAAGCGAGGACGCGGCGGUGACUGGAGAAAAGCGAGAAAGAGGACAGAGCCUCCAAGGUCUACGUCGUGAGGCAGAGCAGCGCGAACGGGAGGCAGAGCAGGGAGGGCAGACAGGAGGGCAGAGAACGAUCCGCGGUGCAAGAAGCGAAGGUCACAAUGGAGCAGCGCGCACCACGGGGACGGUGGAAAUCAGAGACGACGACAGAAGCGCAGACAAGUCAGCGAAGGCCGGGGACCAGCGGAAACGAGAGCAGGCAUUUCGUAGAGAAGCGGAAUCGCUAGGCGACGAACGAAUCAACAGAAAGAGAAAGAAGGAGAGCACUCGUCUCGGCCCAGCGCGCGGUGAUACGCAGGUCGCGAAAUCCGGACUCGAGGAUGACGCAGGCAGGAUACCAGUGGUACGGUCUCUGGAAGCGUCUCCGCGCCAGACGAAGACAAAGGAGACCUCCGAGAUAGAAAAAGCGCCAGAUGAUGCGCUUGGCAAGGCGGCGGGGAGGGCGCAGGCCGAGCCUGCGGAGAAGAGCGGUUCCGAGACAAAGGAAAACGCGUUGACGGUGCAGAAUGAGAGGGAGUUCGACGAAGCAAAUGGCGCGAAAAGGAAGCGGAAGCGAACACAGGAAAAGGAAGGUGCGAGUGGAGGAACAAGGACGGCGGGUGAGAGUCCCAGACAGGGACGAGCUGAUGGCGACGUUCCAGAGGAGCCGGAACAGAGACGGAGACAGAAGCGGGGAAAGGCAAACUCGGACAAGACGACUCGACUGAAGAAACCGCAGCUCCAGAGGUCCACAGAGAAAGAAAGGACGCACAGGCGCGACCAGCGAAGGCCUGCGCUACGAGAGCGCGACGACGCCAGCAGAGACGAGAACGCGUUUCCGCUCGAGGAAACGCCAGAGACAAGAGCGAACGGUGACUUCGACAGAGGAGAUGCCGAGCGCGGAGGAGGCUUCAGGACGAAAGAGACGCAAGGCGAGGAGAACGAGAGAGACGAGGGCGGGAGAGGGAAGAAGACCGUGAACCGAAGAGGACGGGAGAGAGGCGAGAGAGAAACAGAGAGCAGGGAGGAAAGUGAGGUUGUCCUAGACACGGAGUCACGAGACUCACAGCGACAACCUGGGAUGCAUCAAGAGAACGGAGGGGAGAAUGACGACGCUGUCGAGCGCGAAGGGGAGACACCCGCAUGCACAGUUGAAGGAAGAGCCUGUGGCAUCGAAUGGCAUGUCUAUUCUUUCGAUCCAAACCAAGAAGGAGAUCCAGCGGUACGGGCAACGAUUCUUCCCCCCUCCACCGCAAGUCGGAGACGCAGAGGUUCGAACGCGAAACGCCAAGACAGCUCUCUUUCGGCCGGUCCUCCUUCGUCAUCUUCUUCGUCUUCUCGCUGUCGAGGAUCGAAGAAGCAGAAUGUCGAGGCGGACGCGAAUCGUAUCCCAGCGAAGGCGGCUCUCAGCGCCUCCCGCUUCCUUCAGGCAAUAAGUUUUUUGCCCCAGGACCCGAUGGAGGCGGCGGCCCUCGCUCGACGCGCUCGCGAGAGGCUGCUGGCGAUCGCGCAGACGCAGGAGGCACUCCGCAGAGAACAGCGGCGCCUUCUCGCUUUCCUCUGGCGCAUGCAGCAAAGACCGCUCUCCCUCAGUGAGACUCAGCGAAGUCACGAGAGGGCGCGAGCGAGUCUCGACGAGAAGGACGACAGCAGAGAAGCGGCGCAGCGACAUGCAGGAGACCCGCAGGGUGGACAGGAGGCGAGUGACAGGGAAGCUGAGACGCCUCGAGAGACAGGGAGAGACGCCGAGGUCACAACGGAGUUCGCAGCUGAGACUCCUGGGGAAGAAGGAGGCUUGGACGCGCUUUUGUCUUCCUUGUCAUCUUGGGUUCUCUAUCCUGACGAACAACAACUUCUUCGUCUUCAAAUGGAUCGAAUUUCUUGUCUCUUUUCCACGACGUCUCCUCGCGGGCCUCCUGCUCCCGACAAGUCUCCCUCCCUCAAUUCAACUCUGUCCACCUUCUCAUCGUCUUCCUCCUCGUCUUGUCCCUCGUCCUGCUCCUCGUCUUCCUUGUCAGCUUCCUCCACUCUGUCUUCAUCUUCUUCCGCUACGUCCUCGUCCGCUUCUUCUUCUUUCUCUUCCUCUUCGUCAUCGUCACCAGAGUGCGUCGUCGCCACAGGCCUGUCUUCUUCUCUCAGUUCUGCGCCCUCUGCAUCUGUCGCGCAUGCACCGUCGUCUGCUGGUGCCACUGCGUCUGUCGCUCCGGCUUCAGCUCCUCUCUCGUCUGCUUCUUCUGCCUUUUCCUCUGCGUCCCUUUCAGUGCACCUCCAGAGCGCUUCCGCGUCCCCAGCGCGCGCUCCACAGAGUCCACUUCCGCCGGACCUGCGGCCGUCUCUUUGGGCAUUGGCGACUGGGCGAGCUGCGUCGCGGCGUCUCGGCUUGGCGCCGCCUGCUCCCGCGACGUCGCACGCAGCUGGGCGCUCAGCGCGAGCGCGCGAAGAAGCCUCGAGAGCGAGCGCAGAGUCUCAGACAGACGACGCUCGCAGCGACUGCGAGGAGGCGUCGACGGACGAGGAUACGCCCACACUGGAAGACGAAGAUCAGGCGAGCGACCUGGCGUCGGACUCCGAGGACUUUGCAUCCUGCAAGGAGAAAGCGAAAUGCGACCGCGGAGAAAACGCGACCGGAGAAGAGGGAGGAAACGCGAAAACCGCGAAGGCCCGAGAAGGCACACUGCGGGGGUCGAACCAUAUGGCGGGACUCUUGCGCAGUUGCAUGCAGAUGCGUUCUGCGAGGGAUGAGCAGGAAGAGUUUCUUCUUGUCGGUGGAGAAUGUCACGCUUUUGCUGGUCCAGUGUCCAGCGCACUGAAAGAAGAAAGCGGAGAAAACGCUUGGGGAGACAUGCCAAAAAAACUCCAUGCUCACCAGACACAAGACACAGAAUGUGCUACACGAGGACCUGCAUGCAAGUCCUCUCUCUCUUUCUCCUCUUCUUCCUUUGCGACCUGUUCUUCCUUUUCUCCGUUUUCUUCAGCGGCUCCUUGUUCCUCCUCUGCUGCCUCCUCUCCUCGUCUGUGUUAUUCAUCUUCUCUCGCUUCGUCUCCGACUUCUGCUUCAUCUUCUUCCGCGUCCUCGUCGUCUUCCCCCUCUCGUUCUUUUUCCUCUUUGUCUUCUUCUUCCUCUUUGUCUUCUUCUUCCGCUUUGUCUUCUUCUUCCGCUUUGUCUUCUUCUUCCUCUUUGUCUUCUUCUUCUUCCUCUUCGUCGUUGGUGCUCGAAGCCGCGGGUCUGGUGGAAGGCCUGGAGGACGACUGUGUCUCCUCCUGGCUGUCGCGCAUCCCUUCGCAAGUUGAGGCGUUCUUUCCUUCACCUCUUCGGCAGCUCCAGUUUGCGCGUCGCCAGCCUCUUUCCUCGAUUGCCCGUGCGUCGGAGGAGCUUCGCAAGCAGGGGGAAGAAGCGUGGAGGCGCGGCGAAUCAGCUGAAGGUCUGGGCUUCUUCUUCUUCCACCUCUUCCUAGAAAAAGUGCAGGCUCGCGCGAGAGACGGCGCCGCAUGUACCCGCGCCUUCUGCGAGCCUACGCCAAACUCGCAGUGGACAGACGGCUCCAGCCAGGCGACGGCGGAGGCCGCGGAGAAGAGAGAGACGAAGAUGGAGGAGCGCGCGGCUCCCGAAGAAGAAGCAGGCUCGUUGGCAGAGGGGGAAACAGGGACCGGCAGGCUACGAAAUGGGAGAGGCGACUUGGGAGCAGAGCCAGAGAAAGGAGAGGAAAAGAAAGGAACGGAAAUCAGUGGAGGUCAGGGGCGCGCGAUGACAUACAGACACACGACGGAGGCGAGUGGGGACCACAGCGGAGGAGGACCUGCGGGGAAAGGGGAGACGAAAAACUCAUACGAGAGACUCGAAGAGGAAGCCAUGGCUGGGCGGGGGAGGCAUCGUAGACGCGGAAUCGAGAAACUCGGCGCAGGGCGUCUUUGCCAGUCACACAGUCCGGAGCAAGGGCAAUUGCCACAGGAUGUAGCAAACGACACAAGUGAACAGGACCGAACAAGCGAGAAAUACAGCCGCUCGUCGUCUUCCUCCUCUGUCCCAGUAACCUCGUAUUCUUCUGUCUCGCCUUCUUCUACUUCCUCUUCUUCCUUUUCCUCCUCUUUUUCCUUGCCAAGUUGGCUCACCCUUUCCACUGGGUCGCUGCCCCCACGAGAGGAGGCUCCUGGCUCGGAUUUGCGUUUGCAUGCAGAGCCUAACGAAGUCCAGAAUUCACACCCGAAAACGCCUCCUGCCUCACUGGUUUCUGCAGCGUCGCCUGCGGCGCCAGAGGAGACCUUGUCUACCUCGCUUCUGUCUGCAUCUGCUUGGGCGUCCUCUCUCCCCUCUUGCGUGCCUCGCUGGUCUCCGCGUGAGGCUGCGGUCGCAGGGGAGGUGGGUGCCAGAACAGUCUCGUCAUCGCCAAAAUCGUCUGUCUCUGUCUCUGCGUCGUCCUUCCUCUCUGUAGAGGAAGAGGCUGCAGAGGACGAGACCUCGCGCGCGUCUCACACUCCAGAGGGAAGGAACAGACACCCGAGAGCACAAGGCGAAACCUCCACUGGCGGCGCUCCAGCCUGUGAGGCGGCCUGUGACGGAGACAGAAGAGACACCGUCAGAGACGCUCCCGACGCUACGACGAGAGUGUCUGAGGACGGCGACGUCUGCGCAGAGGACGUCGAGGCUGCUGCAGAGACGAAGGCAUCCGACAGAGAAGAAGAAGCGAGGGAAGAGUUCGAGGACAGUAGCGAGGUCGAAGAGUUGACUUGUGUGAUUAUUGGCGAACGCCGGAGAGGCGCCAGCGAAGCAUGUUCGCAUGCGCGAGACGCAGCUCAUGCAGACAAGCAGGCCAUUCAAAUGCACAGAGCGGGAGCGAAUGAAGGUGACGCGAGGAAGGAAGCAACGAAGAAUACGAAGAAAGAUGGAACGCGAUACAGGAAAGUCGUCUCCCCACCAGAUGAAGCACGAGAGCGAAGCGUCGCGGCUCUGUCUCAGACGCGUCCAACUGCAGAGGUUGGCAACGCAUUCACUCAAGAAAAAAGAACGCAAGAAGCGAGGACCGAUGUGAUAUACGUUGAAGGCAGCGACUCGUCGAGUUCUCCACGCACCGCCAGUCAGGUCAGCCUGAAGCAGUGCCUCGGUUCCCAGGGACCGGAGGAAGAGAACGAUCUCUGUCCUCAGACGGAUGCAGGUGUCUCCGUUCGCUGUGGGGACGAACAGGGACAGCUGACCGAGGCGACCGCUCGAUGCGACAGCCAAGAAGCGAAAGCAAACGAAAACGCUUUCCAGUGGGCGGACCGAACAGUUGUCUCUGAGGCAAACGUCUGUCAGAAGACCUCCAUCCCGCAGCCUCACCAUGCUUCGCCUUCGGGUUGUGCCGAGGAUCUCUCCUCGCGACCGCUCUCGACGCCUCACGCGUCGCCUGGACUCAAGUCGUCUUUGCGGGGCAUCUCCGAGGACCUGAAAGGCCUCGCAGCUUUGCCUCUGUUGGACCGCCUGAAAGCGCGGCUUCAGGGGGGAGCGUCUCUCUCGGUCAAUCAGCAAGUGACAGAGUCUCGAGAGACAAGCAGAAGCGACUCUUCCUUCCAAGAUGCAAACGAAGACGCAAGUGAUGGUGUACCUCUUUCACCUACAGCCGGUUACCAGUUCCAGCCUCGAGCCUGUUUGUCCACCUUCCACGGGUCCUCCCUAUCGGAUUCGACUUCUGUGACUUGCUCGUCUUCUCUCUCUUCGUCGUCUUCCCGCCCUUAUUCUUCGUCUGUGCGCAGCGCCGCCUUUUCUUCAGUUCUGUGUGAAAUUGAUUGGAGCUCUGCGGAUGCGCGGUUGCUGUCCGAGUUCCGUCGGCACUUUGGCCUCAAGAAGAGUCUGCCCGAGCCUCUGCUUCGGCGCAUGCUUCAUCGCAUUUGCAUUUACUUGGUCACGCACGAUCUCUAUCCUCUCGCGGCGCUUCCACCCUUCGAUUUCCUGCACCCCAAGCCUUCUUCAAACGAACAAGUCUCACAAACGGCGGCUGCCUGCUCCGCAGACGAAGCACCCGCCGGCGAUGCAGAAACGGCGACCGCAACGCUCUCCCAGCGUCCAGCUCCUAUCUGGAAGGCGGCGCCUGCCUCUUCGUCUUUCGCUUCUUCUUUCGCUCCUUCUUUCGCGCCAUCUGCCUCGUCUCCUUCCCCUCCCCUUUCGCCACAGCACACCACAGUUCGCAACGAAGUUGGAGGCGUGUGUCUCCACGGAGACAGGGGAGCAGACACAGACGACUGUGGAGACGAAAGGCGAAGUCGACCAGCUGGGGCGCAUGACAACGCAACGCGCGAAGCAGAACGCGGGCGGCGCAAAUCACCUCCAGGUCGACUUGCGCAGCUAGAGACUGGCGAUUCGGGAGACAACUCGCGAGGCAGACGAGACGAGGAAACAGAGACCGCAAAAACCGGAGGCGAAAAGAACCCUGAACGAGCGCCUGCGACGAACAGUCAGAAGGCCAGUAAGCGCGGCGCGACAGCGGGAAGACGGCGAGAGGCGCGCGAAGGCGAAGCCGAGGAAGGAAAGUCAAAGAAGAAGAGAAAGACAGCUGAGAAGCGUGAGGUUGAACUGUCUGCAGAAGCGAUUCAAGCCGCCAUCGUGGACCACGAUCAGCUGUAUGAAAAGUUCCUGACCCACCAGAGUGUCGCGUUGCGAGAUGUUUAUCUUUACCUGAGAGAGAGGGGCUUGCAAGUGAGCAUGGCGUCGACGAAGGCCUAUCUUCAAGCUGCUGGCGUCUACUUCACAACGCCAUGGCGUUCGCAGGCUGAUGGAUUGCCGAAGGAAGGCUUUAAGUAG
This is a messenger RNA of Toxoplasma gondii ME49, 7188 nucleotides long. RefSeq lists its product as hypothetical. The record is from RefSeq and is a predicted model, not a curated record. The coding region runs from base 1 to 7188 and encodes 2395 amino acids. Gene Ontology annotation, biological process: DNA replication; DNA repair. Lineage: Eukaryota; Apicomplexa; Conoidasida; Eucoccidiorida; Sarcocystidae. Gene Ontology annotation, cellular component: Slx1-Slx4 complex; nucleus. The transcript has 3 exons.